AGUUAAAACAAACUGUGGUGGCCAUUAUUUGGCUACUAUGACUUUAAGUUUCCCAUGAUCCCUCGCGGUUUUUCAACGCUUUGUUUCAAGAGUUAUAAACUACUCACAAACAACACAGGCGGUCUGUGUAAGAGCAAACUUCCGCUCGCAUUUACAUCGAUAUUGUCGCUAAAUGCUACACUUCGGCACCAUAAUCACACCGUUAUACCGUGAGUGUGAACGUCUGUUGCCUCUCCUCCUUCUUAUACUCGCUUUCGCCAUUUUUAUAUCUGGGCAUUCAGAAGGCUUGCACUCUGGGCUACACGCUGAGAACCUGGUUUCUCUCCCUUGCCCAGGGGAAAGUCCCCGGACCCGUGACAGAAAGUGUCCUGGAGGAAUCCAGCGUCGGCUCGUGUCUCACCCCUGACAAGCAAAGAUGUUCACCUGAACUGAGCUUGAUGAAUGCAAGUUGACUUUGUCAGAGUUGAUAGAAAUGCAAGUAGGCAGUUACCAACGCCGGAACAUAACGGGGCUCAUUCUCUGAAUGCACAUUUUACACGACACAUGAACAGUUACUGCUACACUUAGACAGCAACUAUUUUUAUUCAGCAGUGCUAAUACUACUUGGCUAAGAUAAGAUAAACUAUGCUAUGCUAAGCUACGCUAGCUCCUCCGUCGUGAAUGGAAGCUGAACACAACGGUUACCAAGCAACGCACGUUUCCGGUGGACUUCAGGACACAGUUAGUGAUUGUCUCUCAGAGGGAUACACGCUACAAAGCAGGCGCAGUUUACCAGAGCUUGAGAUGAGAAAUACUUAAUACACACAUUAUCUACCACUUGUGCAUUAUCUUUAUUCUUCUGCAGUAGAUGACGCUAAAUUAUCAGUGCUGGGUAAGCUAGUUUAAAAGCAAAGCUAUGCAAGCUGCCAACAACUUCACCCCGGAAGAAAAAGUUGAACUAAGGUUACAGCAAAGCUACCCUAGGGAGAAAUCUAGUUUGGUUUACUAUAGCUACCCACAGAAAAGGUAGCUCAAAUUACUUAGUAAAGAAAAUGAUCAAAUCGACAAUGUACAUGCAAUACAAAAUUAUAACAAAGUAUAACACAAAAAAGUCAUGCCAGCAAAAAGAUGCUACUCAGUUGAGUUUAUUGUAAACAUAUCCACUUGUUCACAAGUCAUGCAUGAACAAAACCAGUAUAAUAUCCCAGUAUUCAUGGGGAAGUAAAGGAAUGUCAGCUUUGCUUUUGUAUACAAUAUUCAUCAGACACCUGCUUUCCAGAAGUAGCAAUACUUAAUACUUCUGACUAAUUGACUAAUAUAAGUAAAUUUAGCUUUAAGAAUUCUGCUUAAUAAAUGCAUUGCCCACAGUGGUGAGGAUUAAAGAAAAUUGACUUAUGGACUAAAACAGAUUGUAGUUUCAGUAGUUAAUCACAGAAAAAUGACAAAAAAAUAAUUUUACAUGAAUCACUAUGCAAAUAUGAAUGUAGGCCUAGUUGAACUACCAGCAAACUACUGCAAGAUGAUGUUAAACUACUAGUUUAAUUACACACAGUUCUCUUCUCCCCAACACUGCCAGAAAGUGCCAGAAACAAGCUCCCAAUUUAAAACCAGACUGAGACAUAUUUAGGUCGCCAUCUAGUGGCUGAAAAUGUGACAUGCAACUAACUAGGGCUGAGCCAAUGCAAGGCAUACAUUCAGGGAAAUUAACCUGACAGUACAGGCUAUAAUUGUGCAAAUGAAAGCUUAAAACCCUUAAUAAAUAAUAUCACAACUGCUUUUACCCUUCACACAUGAAGCCCUGUGAAUGUUUUAUCAAUGUGAGGGAAACAAUAGGCUGCAUUCUUUGAUAUUUAAACAAUUAAGCAUCUACGAUGCUGUGUUAAAUAAUUAAGACUCCCUAUAAGCUGUCAUAUUUUUAAAAUGCCCCAGCAAAAUAAUUUCUUCAAUUGAUACACUCUUAAAAGAUCAGUUGAAAAGACAAGUGUGUUUCUGUACCUCAGGCACACUCGUGUUUUUAUGGAGCAGUAUGAGCACACUGGCUUUUAAAUGUUGUCUAGGUCUGGCCCUAUUUGAACACCUGGCGACAAUUUUACAUUGUCAAAUGAGCCAGCAUAGUGGAAAUAAAGUGGUGGGAAAAACAUCAUGUGAUGCAGACACAUCAUGUCCCUCAUCAUCCUUAUUCUGCAUUGUGUGCUCUGAGCAUGGCCAGUCAGUGCGUCUCCAUUUUCUCUGCGGUGUCACCUUUCUGCACGACAGAGGGAGAACAAGGACACUUGUUCUCCCAUGUUGACACCACUAGAGGGAGCACCGGCUCUACAGCAUCCUCCCUAAUACUCCCUGACAUGAAAGCACACACAGGCACACAUGGACAUACUGUAUACUACUGGAUUAGGCAGCACACAAACAGAUUACAGCGUCACAUGGCGGCCCCUCCAAAUGGUGCCUGCCAGUAACCUACUUCCCCCUCUGAGCUAUCCCAUCAUUCAUUUGGAGUGGGUGUAUAGGCUCACGCAGCAACAGAAGCAGCAGCAUCACAAAGGUUCAGCUCCUCCCUGCUGUAUCCUGGAGAGACGUAGGGAGGGAGGGAGAGACAGUGAGAGGAUCAGGGUCAGAUGAAUUCCAGUCUGAGUGACGAAGGCAGUGUGUGCAAAUGAGGAGGAGAGUGUGUGUGCAUGUGUGUGAGAGCGGACGAAUCAGGGAGGGCUAGAGGGAGAGUUGCAGGGGGGGUGGGGGGAUUGUGCAAGUGUGAAGGAGACAGGAGAGGAAAUCCAGGCAAGAGGAGGAAGGGGACAUAAAGGGAGGAAGGAAAAGGGGGGAAAGGAGGAAAAAGACAAGACAAGGGGACCCAGAUUAAGAGGGAAGAUGGCUGAGCCGCAGCUGAAAUCACGGAGCAGCCGGGAGAGCGUUGCCAAGGCGGCGAGCCAGGAGAAGAUGGGGGCAGCUGAGGCAGACCAAGAUGGUCUGAUAGUAGAGCAGCCGGCAUCUCCAUCCACCCCCAUGGUCUCCGCACCCACUGACACUAGCCCCACUGCUGGCACGCCUGCCAAAGGGGAGAAAAUCGAGCUCAAGCGCAGCAUCACCCUCUUCAACGGGGUGGGAAUGAUCAUAGGCACCAUCAUCGGCUCUGGCAUUUUCGUCACCCCAACAGGUGUGGUCAAAGAGACCGGCUCAGCUGGGCUCUCCCUGAUCGUCUGGUCUGCCUGUGGAGUGAUCUCCACCAUGGGUGCCCUGUGCUAUGCUGAGCUGGGCACGACCAUCACCAAGUCGGGGGGAGACUACACUUAUAUCCUGGAGGUGUACGGCGAACUGGCGGCUUUUCUAAAGCUGUGGGUAGAGAUGCUCAUCAUCCGGCCGUCAUCGCAGUAUGUGGUGUCGCUGGUGUUCGCUACCUACCUUCUGAAACCUCUCUACCCAAACUGCAGCGUGCCCGACAGCGCCGCCAAGCUCAUUGCCUGCUUGUGUCUUACCUCCCUGACAUUUGUAAACUGCAUCAGUGUGAGAGCAGCCACGAAAGUGCAAGACUUGUUCACGGCCUCCAAAUUGUUUGCUCUGGUCAUCAUCAUCCUCUUUGGCUUCAUCCAGAUUUUCACAGGUGAUGUGCCGUACCUGACGCCAGAGAAGGCAUUUGAAGGCAGUAAAAUGGGAGUGGACAAUAUCGUCUUGGCUCUGUACAGUGGUCUCUUUGCUUUUGGAGGCUGGAAUUACCUGAAUUAUGUGACGGAGGAGAUGAUCAAUCCAGAGAGGAACCUGCCCUUGUCCAUCAUCAUAUCCAUGCCUAUAGUGACAGUGGUGUACGUUUUGACCAACCUGGCCUACUUCACCACCAUCUCCCCUGAAGUCAUGGUCGAGUCGGAGGCCGUUGCCGUGAGUUUUGGGGAGUAUCAUCUGGGUGUGAUGUCCUGGCUGAUUCCUGUCUUUGUGGGACUGUCCUGCUUUGGAGCCGUCAAUGGAUCCCUGUUCACCUCAGCACGAUUGUUCUAUGCUGGAGCCCGAGAGGGUCAACUCCCUGCUGCUCUGGGUUUGGUCCACACAGACCUCUUCACACCGGUGCCAUCCCUCAUCUUCACAUGUUUACUGUCCAUGAUGUACGCCAUCUCUCAGGACAUCUUCUCUGUCAUCAAUCUCUUCAGCUUCUUCACCUGGCUGUGUGUUGGCAUGGCCAUUGCUGGCAUGCUCUGGCUGCGCUUUACCAAGCCCGACCUGAAAAGGCCAAUCAAGGUGUAUCUGUUCAUCCCUGUGACUUUUGUUUUGGGCUGCGUCUUCAUGAUCGUGGUGUCCUUCUGGGCAGCUCCGUUUGAGUGCCUGGUCGGCUGCAGCAUUAUUCUCACAGGCAUCCCGGCGUACCUACUGGGCUACAAGUGGAAGAAACCCCAUGUGGUCAAGAAGAUGCUGGAAAUCUUCACCAUGUUCUGUCAGAAGAUCUUCUUGUCUGUCCCCGAGGAGAAGGAUCGGCGUGAGGCGGCUGAAUAACUCUGGACUCACACAACAAGAUGAAGGACUGUGUCAAUAUUUUCCGUCUGAACAUUCUCGAUAUGUUUACAUUCAUUCACUUGUGAUUUGGCAUUUUGUGAUUUGGCUUUAACUAACAUGGUAACUGUGGAACAAAUUGGUGUUGAUGAGGGCGGCCUGGCAAUCUUGGUAAAGAAGGGUUUUUGUAUGCUCUUGUGGACAAAGGCGUAAUUUGUGAACACUACAAAAUGUUUCAAAUUUGAAAAUCGUAGUCGGGUUUUGACAUUUUCCACUGCUUUUAUUCUUCAUUUGACAAUUACAUUUCCUUUAAUAGUAGAACAUGCUUUCAUGUGAGUAAAUGGAAAGUCUUAAAAUGUGAUUAGGGGAGAACGGGGUUGGUUGUCACAUUCAUUAGAGCUCGCUCCUUAGAGGGCGUUGUUAAAAAUGAUUGGUAUGCCUACUGAAAUUUUCUGAAUUGGGGUCAGAGGUCACCUACAGGGUCACUUCGGGAGCAAUGCACAUGCCAUGGAGGUGAGAGGACUUUAGGGUUUAUAAUAACACAAUUAUUAUGAUUAAAAAGUACAAAGGGAGAGGUAUAGAUGGGUUUUUCUUAGCUAGGAUGCAACAUAUGGUUGUUAGCUUAGUUGCUAGCAAACAACCUCAGUUUGGGAGGCUUGUCACAUUCUUACUGGGGUUGGUUGUCACAUGUAUUGUUCUUUAUAUUGUUCCAUAAGGAUGAAACAGGCACUUUUAGAGGUGAUUUUUCCUGUUAAUGUUCUUUCGUCGCAGGAAAUUUGUUAGGUUGUUGCAUUUCAAUGAAAAAAAAUCAAUGAAUUUCAGCUUUUUAGAUUCAUAAAAUUAAGAUUGCGUCCAUUUUUUCCUUGUUAAAAUAGUAUAUGGACGACCAAACCAACCAUGGUGUAUGACAACGAGCCCCACAUAGGGGAUUGUUGUCAGAAGUGCACAAGACGUAUUUGACAGCUGUUUUGAAUAGAGUAAGUUUAAAGAGAGUAAGUAAACUCCAUUUCUACCUGACACCUUAUUCUUCAAUUACACAUUAAAAGGGACUUCAAUAAGAACACAGUCUUAAAGGGAUUCAAAUGAAACUAAAAAGCAUGACAACAAACCCCAUUCUCCCCACAUUGUUGCAGAUACAUAAUUAAUUGUGUGAUACCAACACGUUAGAAGCUGCAUACGACACCCUCUAGUGGCCUAAAAUACACACUUUUUUUUUUUUUUUUUUUUUUUACUUAAAGUGUACAAAUGAGUAUCUUAGCGAGACGAGAUUAACUCUAACAACCAAACUAUACAUAGAUUAUUUAUAGUUUACAGUUUUAUAGAAAAUGAAAGCUAAUAACUUACAGUUAAUGGUGUAUGGACUAAUCUUAGGUGACCACAGACCUCACAUACUGUAAGAAACAAUCACUGACAGUGUACAGUGUAUAAAUACGGUCAGGGUUGGAAGAGGAAAUGGUUAACUAGUGUAGCAUAACACUCAUUACAUCAUACUCACACGCUACUAAUAUUUGUGUUGAAUAUAUGUUGUUUUUUUGUAUUCAGUUGUAAAAUGGAUCCACAGCGCUAUCUGAAAGCACAAGCUAAAGUGAGAUAAAACAGUGUCUGUCAUGUUUACUGAAGAUGUGUCGCUGUGAAGCAGUUUCUUGUGUCAUUUUAAUCUCACGUCUAACCAUGUCAGAGUCAGCGUUCCAUGUGUGAUGAUAUUUAAUGAAAUGGCAGUGGAUACCAGCAGCUGUAUCUGAGGCAUUAUUGUAAGAAGCUGAAGACCUGCAUAGAUGUCCUUCUGGUUGUAUUUAGACAACUCCAUCCUAGUGUUAGUGUUUUGUACUGCUUGUAUAUCUAUAAUCUGUGCCAGCCAUGCCAGUGCUGAUAUUCCAGCUGUUUUUUGUUUCAUUGUCACUAUAAGACCAGAAUGAAUGUUGCUGUUCAGUGACAUAAACUUUGCUUUAUGAUUUUACCUAUAAAAUCUUUGAAACUGAACAUCUGAGUUUUUGUAAGCACUUUCCCAGUCUACUCAUGAUCACAGAGGAAAAAAGGAGGGUGUGUUGGUCGUAAAAGGUUUCUAGAUUUUGCACAGAACAGAGAGACAGUCCCUAAACAUCAACCACUGGUUAGUGGAUUAUCAUCCUCUACAGUCCAGUUUUGCAGGACACUGCCGAAUCCAGUGGUGCCCCCAUAAAGUCUUCAUAGGGGUGGCCAGAUUGGGCUACUAAACAUCUUGAACCAUUCCUAAUACGAACUCUGACAAUGUCUGGACCUGUCUACAGAAUCAGGUCCAGACAUUGUCCGCAGUUUCCUUUUCACACAUGCAGCACACAACAGGAGAUUGUCUGUCUGUGUCACAAAUGUCCUCACCUCCUACUUGAAAUACUCUGUUUGGUUUAGUCAAGGGAUGGUGUCUGGGUAGAGUGUGCAGGAGGAAGGACAUGCCACGGAUUACACGGCGGUCACGUAGCUGGUUUGUAAUUUGGUCAUAAAAAACAGAACCUCUGGUUGUUCCUGUAAAUUGGUAAAUUGAUUUCGUCUUUAGCCCUUAAGUGCUUGAAUAUCCGGUUCGACAUUUAUGCUGCCAUCCUCUUCUUUACCUUUGAAUGUUUGUUUUCCUCCAGUUUCGCCUGAGCAGCAGGAUAGAAAUAUCAUCAAUAUGCCCACUUACUCGGUGACAGACAAUGACCUGCUCUAUUCACACAUGGGCUCCAUCGGACAUUACACAGACUUUGUAUAAGGAGCUGGCAGAGUAAAAUCUGUUUAUUAUCCUAUUCAUCCUAUUCACAUACAGCUUCUGUGGGUGAUGUCUAAAUAAUUUCAGGUUUGCAUUGCAUGUGUGAAAAGUGGUUUGGGGUGGCACCAAAACCAAAAUCCUUAACUGAAUUUCAGGAAUUCUAUUAUGCUGUUGUAAUAUAACGGCUAGUUGAAGAAUCUUAUACUGAUAUACCACGGUUUCUGAUUUUACAGUUAAUGUAACUAAUUAUCUCAUGUGCACAGACUAAUACCUGUACGGUUAACAUUUUAACUUCCACAAAAAUCUUGUUAUGUAUCUCUACAUGCAUGAGCUAGGCGAUUCAUUGUUCUUCAGAUAGGCUGGUUGUCCUUUUCCUUAAUAGACAAAUAUACAGCUUUAAUUUGAAGGAGUACAUUGAUUGUAAGGAACAAAACUUUCACUGGGAACAAGUCUAAUUGAGUUUAAAAACACUGCGCAGAGGCCUUCAAUUAUUUUUGUGAGGGGGCCUCCCCUUGGCAGCGCCACUGGCCCAAUCAACUGGAAAUGCAUACACUGAAGUGGCUAAAAAAGCAUAUUGGUUGGAGAUACAAAACAGAAAAAUGAGUGAAUGGAAAUCUGACCAAGGCACCACAACAAACUGGACAAUGACCAUUAGAAUCUUAAAAAUAACCACCAUGGAAAUAAACACACACGCAAAGAGAGGAUAGCGCAUGUGUAAUUAAACCCCAAACCCAACAACCCCCUUAAGAACUGAAUGUUUACACCAGAUUUUAAGAAAAAAGAAUCUGAUAUGAAAGUUUAUAACAAACGUUUGAAUAUAAUGCACCUUUUCCACGCCAUGAGUUACACAUCUGCAGCAGUCAGAUGGCUGCAUGCACAACACUAACAGCAGAAUGAUUGAUGAAAGAAUUCAGUAUGUGCCCUUUUCUUAAUUAAUCUGAUUAAAUGAAAACAGAGGGUGUCAAAAACACACACAUUAAAUCAUUUAUUGACUAUAAAGAUAAAUGAUUUCUGCAGACCCCAUCAUAUAUUUCAUGUUACGCACAACAUAUUGUAUCUCUGUGUACAAAGUGUUACUGUGUGUAUGACUGAUAAUGCCUUUAAUGGUAUUUGCCUAAUGAAAAUGUUAUAGAGAAAAAAAAACUCUAUUAGCAUAUUUUUAAUCUUGGAAAUCGAAAGUACCUAUGUGUCAGUUAUUGUGACUCUUGUAUGUCAGUGACCAU
Molecule: messenger RNA, 8391 nt
Organism: Epinephelus fuscoguttatus (brown-marbled grouper)
Lineage: Eukaryota; Metazoa; Chordata; Actinopteri; Perciformes; Serranidae
Product: large neutral amino acids transporter small subunit 1-like
Exons: 11
Coding region: 2842-4449 (535 amino acids)
Biological process (GO): amino acid transmembrane transport; neutral amino acid transport
Cellular component (GO): membrane
Molecular function (GO): neutral L-amino acid transmembrane transporter activity; L-amino acid transmembrane transporter activity
Source: RefSeq, a predicted model, not a curated record